This is a messenger RNA of Colletotrichum tamarilloi, 93 nucleotides long. RefSeq lists its product as uncharacterized. The transcript has 2 exons. The coding region runs from base 1 to 93 and encodes 30 amino acids. The record is from RefSeq and is a predicted model, not a curated record. Lineage: Eukaryota; Fungi; Ascomycota; Sordariomycetes; Glomerellales; Glomerellaceae.
AUGGCCUGGAGCACAAAUAAGCCGCAUCACCAGUCCUACCUCACUUUGCCUUCGAGAUAUAAGUCUUCACAGAAUCACCACCAGCAUCAGUAG